GACACCUGUAAAUAUCAGUCCGGUAGCAGUUCAUUAAAAAAACAUCAAAUUGUAAUCAAAUAGAUUUUUGUGAAAGCUGAUCAUGAAGAAUGGCUCAACAUGUCUUAGUUUAUUUCAUGACUUCCCUCAUUUUAGUUUCUGCACAGGAUGUGAAAUAUUUCCUGAAGGGUCAGGACAUACACUUGAUGCCAUCCAUCUCUGAACAACCUACUGGAAUUCUCUGGCUACAUAAUAAAAAUGAUGUGGUAUUGUCCACUGCUUUUAAGGACCAUGUGCCUUCUUCAUACAAGAACAGAAUCACUCUGGACCGGGUCUCUGCAGAACUCACCAUCAAAAACGCCACAUAUGAAGACAGUGGAGUCUAUCUCCUAGGAAUGAACAUAAACAACAAGCGGAAUACUUUCCAGUGUACAAUUGAAGUUAUAGACAAAGUAUCCAAACCCAACAUAUCCUGUGAGAUGAGCGACACAAAGCAGGCGACACUUGUGUGCUCAACAGAGUCCAAACAUCCUCAUUUAUUAAAGUUUAAGUGGAGCUCACCAGGAAAGGAGCAGACUGGACCAAAUUUAACAAUAAGUGUCAGGAAUGAAGAUGAUGAUCAAGUUUAUCGUUGUGAUGUCAGCAACCCUCUGACCAAUGAAACGGCUUCAUUCACCGCUAAGGACUGCUUCCUGGGUAAAAGAUCAGAUGCUCUACAGAUCUUUGGAAUAUCCUGUUACUGCAUUAUGGUCAUCAUCGUGUGUUGUCUUUUAUACAUAAUACAUCAACAUUUAAAAGGUAAAGAAACUCAACAUGACAAAGGACAAAAUAUUUAA
Messenger RNA from Entelurus aequoreus (snake pipefish), 815 nucleotides. RefSeq names its product CD48 antigen-like. The transcript is spliced from 4 exons. NCBI's taxonomy places the organism in Eukaryota, Metazoa, Chordata, Actinopteri, Syngnathiformes, Syngnathidae. The coding region runs from base 90 to 815 and encodes 241 amino acids. The record is from RefSeq and is a predicted model, not a curated record.